AUGAAAGGGGUACUGAGGUUCGGCAAGAAGGGAAAGCUCAGUUCAAGGUACAUUAGGCCUUUUGAGGUCUUAGAACGAAUUGGGACUCGGGCUUAUCGGCUUGCUCUACCACCGAGUCUGUCUGGAGUCCAUAAUGUGUUCUACAUAUCCAUGCUUCGAGGAUACGUACCUAACCCCUCUCAAUUGAUUGGUCACGCAUGCGUGCAGUGGACACCAGAUCUGUCCUAUGAGGAAGUGCUGAAGCAAAUACUUGAUCACCAAGUCCGGAAGUUGAGGAACAAGGAGAUCAUAAUGGUAAAGGUUCUAUGGGGAAACCAGCUGAUGGAGGAGGCAACGUGGGAAUCUGAGUUGGAUAUACGCAACCUCUACCCCGAGUUAUUCGGGUUGAGGAUGGGGCGGGGGAGGGUUGAGGUGAGGAGAAUAGAGAACACGAUCAAUAGGCAGGUGACCUUCUCCAAGAGGAAGGUCGGGUUGCUGAAGAAGGCCGACGAGCUCUCUGUUCUCUGCGACUAA
Molecule: messenger RNA, 513 nt
Organism: Zingiber officinale
Lineage: Eukaryota; Viridiplantae; Streptophyta; Magnoliopsida; Zingiberales; Zingiberaceae
Exons: 2
Coding region: 1-513 (170 amino acids)
Molecular function (GO): DNA binding; protein dimerization activity
Source: RefSeq, a predicted model, not a curated record